GCUCUAUCAACCCCCAACACAAUGAAGAGAGGACGCGGAUCCGGAGGCGCUAAGAUGCGCAUCACCCUUGGUCUCAACACUGGUGCUAUCCUUAACUGUGCCGAUAACUCUGGUGGUAAGAAUCUGUACACCAUCGCUGUCAAGGGCACCGGUGCUCGUCUUAACCGACUCCCUGCUGCCAGUCUUGGAGACAUGCUCAUGUCCUCCGUGAAGAAGGGAAAGCCCGAACUUCGUAAGAAGGUCCUUCAGUCUGUCGUGAUCCGUCAGCGUAAGGCCUGGCGCCGUCGUGAGGGUGUCUUCGUCUACUUCGAGGACAACGCCGGUGUUAUUGUCAACGAGAAGGGUGAGAUGAAGGGUUCUGCCAUCACUGGUCCCGUUGGCAAGGAGUGCGCUGAGCUCUGGCCUAAGAUUGCCUCCGCUGCCCCCACUAUCGUUUAAAUCACUUAACGACGUUUGUGUGGCGGUGUGAUGCUGUUCAUUGGCCGGCAUCAGACGACCUUUCGCUUGGGGGAAUUAAUA
Molecule: messenger RNA, 519 nt
Organism: Perkinsus marinus ATCC 50983
Lineage: Eukaryota; Perkinsozoa; Perkinsida; Perkinsidae
Product: 60S ribosomal protein L23, putative
Exons: 3
Coding region: 22-438 (138 amino acids)
Biological process (GO): translation
Cellular component (GO): ribosome; cytosolic large ribosomal subunit
Molecular function (GO): structural constituent of ribosome; large ribosomal subunit rRNA binding
Source: RefSeq, a predicted model, not a curated record